AUGUAAUGCUUUCUCUCUAACAACAUUUGUGGUUCCGAAGGACUUUAAAGUCAAAAUCCAACGAAACAUAGCCUUUGAUUUCGCAAUUACAUCGUUCCCUUAACGGUGUGCUCCAUUUCCCACCGAUCAGCCGUGUGGAGCGUGGAAACACGCAAGGUGUGACUUCUCAACAACGCGAGACAAUUUCGCGUCAGUUCAUCUAACGACGGGACGAAACCGGCAUUUCGUGGAUCUUGGAAGAACGCACAGUUGCGGGAUACAACCAAAAAAAUGGCGUCUGACCCAACGAAAAACAGGAUCCUGGUUUUCAAGAACAGAGGAAAAGACCAAGAUGAAAUGCGAAGAAGGAGAAAUGAAGUUACCGUUGAACUUCGGAAAAACAAAAGGGAAGAGUCUUUGCAGAAAAGGCGUAAUGUUCCCAUCGGGGACUCCACAGAUGAAGAAGAAAUGGUGCACUUGGGCUCAACUGACCUCAAAAAUCUAGUUGAAAGCGCAAGAAGUCCUGACCCUACUAUUAAGUUGGCUGCUGUUCAGAAAGCCAGAAAAAUGUUAUCAUCCGACAGGAAUCCCCCAAUUGAUUGUUUGAUUGAAAGUGGGAUUUUACCUAUUCUUGUUCAGAGCCUCCAGUGCCAUGACAAUACACAGCUGCAGUUUGAAGCUGCUUGGGCUCUCACUAAUAUUGCUAGUGGAACUUCAGCUCAAACCAAAGCUGUUGUUGAGGCGGGUGCUGUACCCUACUUCCUCCAACUUUUGGAUUCAAAGCAGCAAAAUGUGUGUGAACAAGCUGUUUGGGCACUAGGAAAUGUUAUUGGCGAUGGUCCUGGUUUGCGAGAUUAUGUUAUCCAGCUGGGCGUGGUUCAACCCCUAUUGUCAUUUAUUACACCAGACGUGCAAAUUACAUUUUUAAGAAAUGUUACCUGGGUCAUUGUCAAUCUUUGUCGAAGCAAGGACCCUCCUCCACCUGUGGACACCAUCAAGCAGCUUUUGCCUGCUCUUGGCUUCCUCAUCCACCACACAGAUACUAAUAUUUUGAUUGACACUGUUUGGGCAUUGAGCUACUUGACAGAUGGUGGUAAUGAGCAAAUUCAGCUGGUGAUUGAUAGUGGUGUGGUUCCACACCUGAUUCCUUUACUGUCUCACAAGGAGCCCAAGCUCCAGACAGCAGCUCUCAGAGCUGUAGGAAAUAUUGUUACAGGAACUGAUGAACAGACACAGGUUGUUCUUAAUUGUGAUGCGCUGUCACAUUUCCCUGCUCUUCUAACACACCAGAAAGAGAAAAUUUGCAAGGAAGCUGUUUGGUUCUUGUCCAACAUUACUGCUGGAAAUAAAAUGCAAGUUCAAGCUGUUAUUGAUGCUGGCCUUCUGCCAAAGAUCAUUCAGAAUUUGAGUAAGGGUGAAUUUCAAACCCAGAAGGAGGCUGCGUGGGCUGUAAGCAACUUAACUAUCAGUGGAUCCCGUGAACAAAUUGCACAGUUGAUUCAGGAGGGUGUCAUUCCUCCAUUCUGCAAUCUCUUGACAUGCCAGGAUACUCAAGUUAUUCAGGUGACACUCGAUGGUAUAAAUAAUAUGCUCAAGAUGGCUGGUGCCGAGGUAGAGACACUAACUAACAUGAUUGAAGAAUGUGGAGGAUUGGACAAAAUUGAAGCCCUACAAAAUCAUGAAAACUUAGAAAUCUAUAAGGUGGCUUAUGAAAUUAUUGAGCAGUACUUCUCAGAUGAGCCGGAGGAUGAAGACAUAAUGCCACAAGCAACAGAAGCAGGUUUUGCAUUUGACCCCAGCCAAUCCAUACCUAGUGAAGGGUUCAAAUUUUAAGUCACGAACUUGAAUGACAUUUUCAGAGGACUUGAAUAAAUUGACAAGUAUUUGAUUUAAGAAGAAAAUGAACAAAACAACUCAAAUCCGGAGCCUUGAUUCUGGAGCUUGAAUAUGCAUGUGGCUUUCAAAUCGACUAGACAAAAAAAAUGUUAACUUUGUCUCGCUGAUAAGUAACUUAAAUUGGGGAAUAAAUUUUCCUGUUAGUAUUUGUGACGAACAGAGUUGGGUCUCUUCUAAAGAACAGUAAUAUUGAAGUGGUUUGCAAGACUUAGUAACUUUCAAAAUGAAACAGUUUGAAACUUAAUUCUGAACGACGAUUCCUUUUCUCUCUUAACUCUUAUGUUUGCUUUUAACUGUGCAAUUGUUGCUUUUCCAUUUUAUGAAAAAGAAAGCGUGUUUCUUCUAUUUAAAAUAUAUGUUAUUGUUAAAUGGCCGGUGCCAAUGAAGUUACACAGGGUUGAUUUAUGUAUCUAAUUUUAAAUAUUUCUGAACUGCUCACUUGUACUUGUACUGAAAAUUAAUGUUUAAGGAUUGUGGCAUUUUCCUCUCCUCCACUUUUUUUUUUUUUUUUAAUUAUAAUGAAAAGGAA
This is a messenger RNA of Frankliniella occidentalis (western flower thrips), 2404 nucleotides long. It is a transcript of the gene Kap-alpha3, whose product is annotated as importin subunit alpha-3. The coding region runs from base 271 to 1812 and encodes 513 amino acids. The transcript is spliced from 12 exons. Gene Ontology annotation, biological process: NLS-bearing protein import into nucleus. Gene Ontology annotation, cellular component: nucleus; cytoplasm; nucleoplasm. Lineage: Eukaryota; Metazoa; Arthropoda; Insecta; Thysanoptera; Thripidae. The record is from RefSeq and is a predicted model, not a curated record. Gene Ontology annotation, molecular function: protein binding; nuclear import signal receptor activity.